AUGUCCUCUAACAACAAAGUUAGGGAUCCUACUUCCCUUCUUAACAUCCAACAUGACUACCUUUUAUCUCAAAUAAAGCAGGCCCAAGUUCCAGGCCAAUUAUACAACUUGAUUAUUGACAGCACCACUGAAUCCAUCUUGUAUCGUGUGAUUACUAAGGAACAACUUCUCCGGAUUGUCACCUCCAUUGAGAAAAUAGACGAACGGAGAAAGAAUGCCGGUAAGUUCAUUAAUGCUAUUUAUUUUGUCGAUAUCGACAUCUACAACAUCAACUGUAUGAUGGCCGAUGCCGAAACCAACCGGUUCAAAUCGGGAGUAGGUUUGUUCUUGCCGUUACUGUCGCAUCUGCUGGAAACCGGCCAUUACUUCAACAGCCGGUUCCUUCAAAACCCCAAGGUCACCGCUUAUUUCAACCAGGGAGCAUCAAUCAACUAUAUCAAUGCUAACAUGUAUCCUAUGGAAUCAAGAGUGUUUUUAACCGACAACAGAACCCCUAAUUCAAUGCCAAUUUAUUUCAACGAGAAUUGUUCGGAAUUUGUCAAACUUCAAAUUGAAAAAGCUGCCAAGUCGUUAGUGAGUUUGAUGGUCUUGACUGGGGAGUACCCAUUAGUGAGAUAUUACAGUCCUCAAGGCACAUCCCACCAAGCUCAACCAUUAUGUGAACUAUUAGCUUGUGAAUUCCAAAAUCAAAUCGACGAGUUUGCUAGAUUAAACCAAGAUUACCCACCUGCCUCAGUUGCCGACAAACCAAGAUCUAUUUUAUUGAUCUGUGAUCGUACAUUAGAUCUUUUUGCUCCGUUGUUGCAUGAAUUCACAUAUCAAGCCAUGGCCAUGGACAUUGUCCCUAAUUUAGAAAGAACCGGUGUUUACAAGUACCAAGUUGAAACUGAAUCCGGGGAAACCAAGGAAGCUGAAGCAACACUAGACGAUGAAAAGGAUGAAGACUGGGUCAAUUUAAGACAUACCCAUAUCAUUGAGGCUUCUGAAUUGAUUAUCGCUCGUAUUAACGAUUUGAUCAAAAAUAAUCCGUUAAUGGUUGAUAGAUCCAAAGCCUCCACUUCAUCCGAUUUAAUGUACAUUGUUGCCCAUUUGAAAGGAUUUGAUGAAGAAAGAAAGAACUUGACAUUACACAAGACUUUAAUUGAUGAAUGCCUUGAUAUCAAUAGUCUGAGAAAAUUGGCUGAAUUUGCAGCUGAUUUCGAACAAACUUGUUGUGCCGAUGGUGUCACAUUUGAAGGCGAAAGAAACAAAACCUUGCAUGACGACUUAAUUGUCUUGUUGGCAAGAGAAGAUUUACAUAUCAAUGACAAAAUCAGAUUAGUUUUAAUGUAUGCAUUCUACCGUGGGGGAUUACUGGAACUGGAUUUCAAAAAAUUGGCAAAAUUCAUUGGUGUUAAUGAUCGAGAAAUUGUGGGAUUAAUCUCAAGAUGCUUCAACAAUUUGCAUAAAUUAGGGUUCCCCAUUGUGAAGGCAAGCGCCAAGGAUAAACCAGUAGUUAAAACUACAUUCCACACCAUUAACAACGAAGGAACCUACAACACUUCUAGAUUUGGCCCUGCUAUAAAGCAAGUGUUAACCAAUGCAUCCAGAUAUCAUUUGGAUGAAGAGUGGUUCCCUUAUUUCCGAGACAAACCACUACAAGAUGAUUUACCUGCAUCUGCUCGACCAACAUCCAAUUCUCGGGUCAACCAACUAAAUAAUGGAACUGGAUCAUUAAGAAACCCCAGAAUCAAGGCAUCCUGGGCCUCAAGUUCUUCACUAAGACAUACGGGAUCUACAACCAGUUCCAUCCACAAUCCUUUAAAUCAAAAGAUUUUCUGUUAUGUUGCUGGUGGGAUCACGUACAAUGAAAUGAGAUCAAUCUACGAGUUAUCCCAUAGUUUGAAUAAAGAGUUUUACAUUGGUUCAGAAUCGAUCUUGAAACCAAGGGAUUUCCUUAUCGGAUUACAAUGCAUUGACAAGGCCAAAUCCAUUAAAGAUUUGGAUUUAAGUAUUGCUCGGGAAAUGAACAAGCCCCAAGAAUGUCCUUCUCAUCUUUAUGAGACAAUUGCAUCUCCACCACCUCCUCGUACUGUUUCCACUCCACAGAAUCAAGUACAAGAAAAGAUGAACAGAUUUGAACAACAAGUUCAACAACAACAGCAAUCUUUCGAAAGUCAGCAUGCGUCAUCUACUCUGCAUUAUAAGAAACGGUUAUCUCUUAGUCCAAACUUAAGUGGAGACUCCAAAUUUAAGGAAAAGGAAAAGAAAACCUCAAGAUUAAAAAAGUUGUUCAAAUAG
This is a messenger RNA of Spathaspora passalidarum NRRL Y-27907, 2280 nucleotides long. RefSeq names its product Sec1p (gene SEC1). Lineage: Eukaryota; Fungi; Ascomycota; Pichiomycetes; Serinales; Debaryomycetaceae. The coding region runs from base 1 to 2280 and encodes 759 amino acids. Gene Ontology annotation, molecular function: syntaxin binding. Gene Ontology annotation, biological process: intracellular protein transport; vesicle-mediated transport. The transcript has a single exon. The record is from RefSeq and is a predicted model, not a curated record. Gene Ontology annotation, cellular component: plasma membrane; secretory granule.